Messenger RNA from Galendromus occidentalis (western predatory mite), 2101 nucleotides. Its product is annotated as CXXC-type zinc finger protein 1. The transcript is spliced from 6 exons. Bases 415 to 1977 code for a protein of 520 amino acids. Gene Ontology annotation, biological process: positive regulation of DNA-templated transcription. The record is from RefSeq and is a predicted model, not a curated record. Gene Ontology annotation, cellular component: Set1C/COMPASS complex. Lineage: Eukaryota; Metazoa; Arthropoda; Arachnida; Mesostigmata; Phytoseiidae. Gene Ontology annotation, molecular function: zinc ion binding; DNA binding.
AAUAAACAAAGGAGCUCAUCGGUGUUCCAAAUAUUUCCCCAACUUAAUUUAUCUUCGUAGAUUCAGCUCCAAAGGAAGGUGAGUUCUCCGCCACUCGAUAAUUCUGCGAUCCGAGGCGUCAAUCGUGGCUGAUGAGGUCAACACGGAGCCAUGGCUCCUGACGGUCGCGGAUACUUGUUUGCGGUCGGUAUGUUUUGAAGCCGAAUCUGACAGUUUCCGACUUCAAUACUCCCUACCCCGGGCUAGUGAAGGGUCUCUCAGAUUGACUGCCUCGAAUCUUGAAGAUCUCGAAUCUUGAAAACCACCGUCGUGUAUCUCCGUCGGUCAUGCACGCGGAAGUCUGGACCUCCACACUCCUACACAAACGCUGGUUUCUCCAAAAAAACUUUUGGCGCUUCAGAUCAGGUGGUCACAAUGUCGGACAACGAGGAAGGAGUUUACUGCAUAUGUAGAACCACGGACACAUCGCGUUUCAUGAUUGGAUGCGACAACUGCAACGAAUGGUACCACGGAGAUUGCAUUUCGAUCACAGAGCAGUUCGCAAAAUCGAUUUCGAAGUUUUUCUGCCUGAUUUGCCGCACGAACAACCCCUCCUUGAAGACCAUCCACAAGAACGAGAAGAUUACGCAAGCCAGGGGAACGUUUUGUGGAGACUGCAGUGGCUGCUUCAGGACGCAAGACUGCGGCAAAUGUGAAGGCUGUGAAGAGGGACGUCGUUGUCGGAAGCGGAUCUGCAAGGUCGAGCGGAAGAAGAAAGAGGAAAAACGCGAAAAACGGCGACGCGAGGAAGAAGAGGCCGAGAGGCUUCGUCUGGAAGAAGAGGAACGCGAGAGGGAACGGAAGCGUCGGGAGAAAGAACGCAAGAAACGCGAAAAGGAGAAGGAGAAGGAGGAAGAGAUGCAACGGAAGAAAGAUCGCUAUCAGAACGAUGAUGAAUACGUACCGCCCGAACUCAGCCGAGGCGCGAAACGUGCAACCCGCAGGAAACCUGAGCAAGCUGCACCAAAGCGCACGAGACGCCGUGGAGAAGAAGAUGUUUGGAGUACCCAGACCGCAGAACCUCAACAAUGUCACGGACCGAAGUGUGUUCAGUCGUCACGGCCGAAUUCAAAGUACUGUUCUGAUGAAUGCGGCAUGAAGUUGGCCAUGAGCCGCAUAUUCGAGAUCCUGCCGGCUAGGAUCCAAGCUUGGCAAAGAAAACCAUCUGAAGCGGAUAUAGCGAAUCAGAAGGCUCUCCAAAAAAUCAGGUUACAGAUCCGAGAAGCGGAACUCGAGGAGAUCGGAUGUCGACGGAAGAAACACGAACUCGAGGAGCUCAUUAAGAAAGGGAAGUCCCAAACCAUCACCGAAGAGGAUGUUGAAGAUGGGGAAGACCCAGAGAUGAAUUAUUGCGUCACAUGCGGCCACGAGUUUUCAUCGAAGACCCUCAACCGCCACAUGGAGCGCUGUUUCAAUCGCUUCGAGAGUCAGACAUCCUACGGGAGCGCAUUCCCAACGAAGAACGAUCUCGUUGACUUGUUCUGCGAGUUCUACAAUGCAUCUCAACAGACCUACUGCAAACGUUUGAAAAUUCUCUGUCCGGAACAUUAUAAGGAGCCCAAAGUUCUCGACAGCGAGGUCUGCGGCUUCCCGUUGCAGAAAAUUCUCUUCGAUGAUGAGCACGUCGAUUUCUGCCGACUGGCCAAGAAAAAAUGCAUCAAACACAUCUCAUGGGAGCGCUUGAAGCGGGCUCAAAUAGACAAUGACAUCAUCCGGGCGAGAUUGAAACGCGAGGAGCUCACCGAUCAAGAGAGGAUAGUGCACAUGCAAAUGACGAGUCGCGGCGGUGUCCUCGGUCUGAUGCUACACAAUACGAUCGAUAACGAGGAUGAGGAUCUCAAUCAGGAGAAGCCACAACGGAGAAUAUGCCCAAAACGAGACGAAGAUAUCAGGCCGACGGCGUACCAUGGUGAUCAUGACUACGGUUUCCGGCAGUGAUUGGUGUGAAUAUCUCAGAGAUGUACAGAGACCUUGUAUUAUGCGGAAUGACGAUCGUCGUUCCGUCCGAAGCACUGUAAAUUUUGAAAAUCCAACGAGCAUAUCCGGAACACGAAGUCUGUAG